AUGAACGCCAAAAUGAAUGCUCUGAAAUCACGUUUAUUUCCCUAUGUGGUGUCAUCAGCUGGGAUUCACAAUAAUUACGACCACACGAGUUAUCCCGAUUUGGCUACCUCUGACUCAACGACAUCACCGUUGGAUGUGAGAAAAUUCUAUGAAGGAAAGACAUUGUUUUGCACUGGUUGUACAGGAUUCCUCGGGAAGGUUGUGGUUGAAAAGUUUUUGAGAGAUAUUCCGAAUGUGAAAAAGCUCUACUUGUUGGUCAGAGAAAAGAAGGAAAAGAAUGGCAAAGUGAUACCAGCCAAUGUGAGAUUGAUGAAGGAAAUAUUGAGGUCUCCCAUUAUGGACAGAAUUAUUGCUGAGAAAUUCGGAGGAAAUCGUGAAAAUUUUGAAAAAUUUGCACUGACCAAGAUUGAAGGAGUUUUCGGAGAUGUCACUGAGGAGAAUAUUUUCAGUGGAACACCAAAUGAAAUGGUCGAACAAUUGAAAGAGGAAGUUGAGAUUAUUAUUCACAGUGCGGCUACUAUUGGUUUUACAGAAAGACUCGAUUUUGCGAUUAAUUUGAAUUCAUUCGGAACAUUGAGAUGUUUAAAUUUUGCCAAGCAAUGUAAAAACAUGCUCUGCUUUGCAUACAUUUCAACAGCAUAUACCAACUCCAAUCUUAAGUCAGGUUCCAGAGUUGACGAGAAAUUCUAUCCUUUCAGACUUCCUGGCAACGAAGAAAUUGAGGUAUUUUGUGAACGAUUGAGAAAGAUGGAAGCAAAAGAAAUUGAAAAAACCACCAACAAGCUGUUGGCAUUUACGAAAUAUCCAAACACCUAUACAGUCACCAAGAGAAUGGCGGAAGCAUUGUUGUGCAAAUAUAAGGGAGAUGUCCCCGUUGCAAUCAUUAGACCAACCAUUGUAGGAGCUGCUUUGAAGGAACCAGUACCAGCCUGGAUUGAUGCUGUUUCAGGAAGUGGAGCCGUGUCACUAUUCGUUGGGUUGGGAGUGAUUUCUCUUUUGCCUGGUGACCCCAAUAAUGUUUCAGAUCAAGUUCCAGUCGAUCAUGUUGCCAAUGCAAUGAUUGUUUGUCCUGCCGAUGUCGCAACAACGAAAACCAAGCUAAAGGUGUAUCAUGUUGGUACCUCAACUUCAAAUCCAACGAAAUGGGCAGACACAGUGAGUGGAGUUGUUAAAUACUGGCAUACGCAUCAACCUGAAAAGAGUAUUGCAAGAGCUGAGUACAACAUGAUUCCCAGCCCAUUGAUGUAUCACACACAGUUCAUGGUUAGAUACACCUGGAUGAUCAAUCUUUAUACAGUCCUUGGUGCCUUAUUGAGGAAAAAGUCUGUUUUUAAGGUUGUGGAGGGACUCAAAAAGAUGGCUGAGCGUCAGGAAAUGUUGACCUCAAGUUUCCGCCAUUUCACAAUGAAUGAAUGGUUCUUCGAAAUUGACAAUUUAGAAAAUGCUUACAAUAGACUUAGAGGAGAAGAACGAGAUAUUUUCACUCUAGAUUUGAGCGUCAUCAACUGGGGAACGUAUUAUCAUUACUUUUGUUAUGGUCUACACAAAUAUAUUCUCAAAGAAAACCCAAUUCCUCCAACCACAACAGACUUGAUCAAGUCUAAUGAAUACAAUUUCAAUUUCUUCAAUGAUAUUGAGCUUGCAUUCUCCGCUGGUGGACAAUUCAAAGAAGGAUUUACACGCGAGCAAGUGAAACAAAUGGUAUUACACUCUAAGGGCGUACAGUUGGAGAUUAAGAAGGAAGCUGAAUCAAAGAAGUUGUCCAUUUCUCAAGUAGAAAAGAGAGCUUUGGAUAUUAUGGAUAAAAUGUUUGCCAAUCCUAAUAAUAACGCAAUUAGAGCAUUUGGUUGGAUUCUAAGAAAAAUUUGGAGAAGAAUGUAUCAAUCCAUCAUUGUGGACUCGAAUGAGCUUGAAAAGUUGAAGGAAUUAGCAAAGAAGUCUUCAACUGGAACUCUUGUAUUCAUUCCAACUCAUAGAUCCUAUAUUGACUUUUUGAUUGUAUCCUAUGUGUUCUUUGUGUACGGAGCUCCUGUGCCUCACAUUGCAGCCGGUGAAGAUUUUCUGAACAUGUUUCUUGUUCGUGAUUUGUUUAGAUACUCAGGUGCCUUCUUCAUGAGAAGAUCUUUUGGAAAUGACAAUUUGUACAAAUCAAUUUUCUCUGAAUAUGUGCAUCGAUUGUUGAUGGAUGGAAAUCCAAUUGAAUUCUUUGUGGAAGGAACAAGAUCAAGAGCAGGAAAAACAUUGAGACCAAAACUUGGAUUAUUGAAAACAAUUGCAGAUGCAUAUUUGGAAAAUCGUGUUGAAAAUUUAACAUUGGUUCCAAUUCAUAUUGGAUAUGAAAGAGUGAUUGAAAGUGAAUCACAUUCACGUGAAUUAUUGGGUGGAAAUAAGAAGGGUGAAUCAUUGACAAAUUUGGUGAAAGCAAGUUCUGUUUUAUUCAACAAGUAUGGUGAUGUGAAUGUCAAAAUUGCAGAACCAAUUUCAUUGAAAGAUUAUAUUCAAGAAUUGAAAAAUGAUCAUUCUCGUCUUGAAACAAGUUCCACAUUCUCAUCAUCAUCAUCUCAUUCAUCAACAACAAUUUCAUCAUCAUCUCAUUCAUCCACAACAAUUGGAAAAAGUGAAAACAUUGAAAAGGUUGAAAAUAUUCAAAAUUGCAAUCUUUCAUCAUCUUCUUUUGAUCCAUUUUACAAUGAAAAUGACAAGGAAUUUUUAAUCAAACGAUUGGGAUCCAAGAUUGCUUUUGCAUUGAAUGAAUCAGCUGUGAUCAUGCCAACUGCCAUUGUUGGAACUGUUUUAUUGAGUUAUCGAGAUGGAAUCAGUUUGGAUGAAUUGAAAUCAAAAAGUGAAUGGUUGAAAAAUCAAAUUUUGUCAAGAAGUGGAAGAGUUCAUUGGAAUGAACAACAAAGCACAACUUCUGUUGUGACUAAGGCCUUAAAUUUGAUUGGUCAUCUUAUUUCAAAACGUAAGAACAUGAUAGAGCCAGCUAUUGAGGUGAAAUCUGACAACAAGAAGAUUUUAGAAUUGAGCUAUUAUAGAAAUCAACUCGUUCAUUUAUUCUUCAAAGAAGGGGUGAUCGGGUGUGCAUUAUUCUCAUUUGGACAGAAGCAAAUGCUUGACUCUGGUAUUUCCCUCACUGACUUGUUCAAGAAGUGCGACUUUUUAACAGAUUUACUUUCUCUUGAAUUCAUGUACAAGGAAAAUCCUGAAGAACCUGAAAAAUACAUGGAAACCCUAGAGUCAAUGGCCAAAAGAGGAAUCAUUUCUCUGAGAGACAACAGCCACGUAUUGGUCUCUGCCGUGUAUUUGGAAAAUUUGAAAUUUAUUUGUUCCUUAUUGUGGCCCGUAAUUGAAGGAUAUUGGGGAACAAGCAUGUCACUCCUCUCAAUGCCACUCUCAGGAUCAGAUCAUGACGACAACAUUGCUACAGUGAACAAACAAGCGUUGCAUGAAAGAAUUCAAUGGUUGAUCGAAAAGUUUUAUUUCGAUGACAAGGUACAAUUUUAUGAAGCAUGUUCUAUGGAAACAAUUCGAAAUGCCAUUUCAAUUUUCAACAAGUGGAAUGUCUUGCAGACAUCAGUUGUCACAAUUCCAAACAAUGACUCUUCCCGCAAAAAAGGAUCCAAAAAAGCUGCUGACCAAGUCAAGACCGAAGAAGUUGUUUCACUAUUGCCACCAUACACUGAGAUUCCUAAAUUGUUGGAGUUUGUUGGAGAAAUUCAACAAUUCAGAAAGAUGGCUGUCAAGUCAGACAAGGCAGUCUUGACUGAAAUUCCUCUUCGUCACUCGAGACUUUAA
Messenger RNA from Naegleria fowleri, 3795 nucleotides. RefSeq lists its product as uncharacterized. The coding region runs from base 1 to 3795 and encodes 1264 amino acids. Lineage: Eukaryota; Heterolobosea; Eutetramitea; Acrasida; Naegleriidae. The transcript has 2 exons. Gene Ontology annotation, cellular component: mitochondrial membrane. The record is from RefSeq and is a predicted model, not a curated record.